Molecule: messenger RNA, 1874 nt
Organism: Salvia miltiorrhiza (redroot sage)
Lineage: Eukaryota; Viridiplantae; Streptophyta; Magnoliopsida; Lamiales; Lamiaceae
Product: polyadenylate-binding protein-interacting protein 12
Exons: 11
Coding region: 465-1607 (380 amino acids)
Molecular function (GO): RNA binding
Source: RefSeq, a predicted model, not a curated record
GGACGAUCCGAAGAGAAACCUCAAUUGUCCACUUUUCUCUCUCUAAAACCCACCCAAAAAAAAAAAAAAAAAAAGCCACAGCUAAAACGGACGAUCCGAAGAGAAACCUCAAUUACCCAUUUUUCUCUCUCUAAAACCCUCUUCUGUCUGUGUCUAUAUACUUGCACUAUUCCUUCUCUCUCUGUACAUAUCUUCUCCUUGCAGACUCAGUAAAAUAUUCUUACAAAUACUAUAAAAUAAACCCAAAAAUUAAAAGGAAAAGGCGUGCUCUGUUUUUUGCCUCUCUUCUUUUUUAAUAAUUCUGGUCUUGAUAUCUUAGCUCACGAUCUCCCAGUUUAAUUGCUCAAAUGGAGACAAUUUAGAAGUACUCGACCCAUCAGACCCGUGUGGAAAAAUAAAAAGAGAAAAAAAAAAAACUGUCAAAUAAAGUGAAAAAAACGUGAUUCUCGCGAAGGCGUUUGAUCAUGGCCGUGGUGGAGAAUGCCGGUGCUAACGCGAUUACGUCAUCGAAUCGCGAUAACGACGCCGCGGAUCACCACCAGCAGUCGACGAACAAAACCGCGGCGGCGGCAGUGGCUAACGGCCAGUCAACAAAGCCCGCUGAUCAGAGUUUCCUUCUGGUGCCGCAGAAGAUACCUAACGGCCACCAUCAGCUGCCCGUCAACGGAAAUGGGGUCUCUUUGGAGAAGAAGUUGGAUGGGGAGAUAGAUGAUGGAGGGGAGGGGUUUAAGAAGGAGAUGAGGGAUUUGGAGGAAAUGCUGUCCAAGUUGAAUCCGAUGGCGAAGGAAUUCGUGCCGCCCUCCCUCUCAGCCUUCGGUGGUGGUGGCGGUCCGCACAAGUUGCUGGUACCCCCACAUGCUGCUGCGGUUGCGGCGGCUGCGGCGGGGCAUUUUGGGUUCAACGCUACUGGUUUUGUAAUGCAGCAGCAGGUUAACUCGGGAGUUCCCACUGCCAAUUCUUUUAGAAGGAAGAAAAAUGGCCUUGUUAAUGGAAAGCGGAGGAUGAAUAGCCGAACGAGCAUGGCUCAAAGAGAGGACGUGAUUAGGCGGACGGUGUAUGUCUCUGACAUUGAUCACCAGGUUACUGAAGAGCAACUUGCAGCGCUUUUCAUUAACUGUGGACAGGUUGUGGAUUGCCGUGUUUGUGGUGACCCCAAUUCUGUUCUUCGUUUUGCCUUCAUUGAAUUCACUGAUGAGGAAGGGGCAAGGAAUGCUCUGAGCUUGGCUGGAACUAUGCUUGGUUUUUAUCCUGUGAGAGUGCUACCCUCCAAAACUGCAAUUGCCCCUGUUAAUCCAACAUUUUUGCCAAGGUCUGAGGAUGAAAGGGAGAUGUGUGCAAGAACUAUCUACUGCACAAACAUUGAUAAAAAGGUCACUCAAGCAGAUGUCAAACUCUUCUUCGAGUCUAUUUGUGGAGAGGUUUAUCGUUUGAGGUUGCUCGGUGAUUAUCAUCAUUCAACUCGUAUAGCUUUUGUGGAGUUCGUGAUGGCCGAGAGUGCAAUAGCAGCUCUAAACUGCAGCGGAGCAGUCUUAGGAUCACUGCCUAUAAGAGUUAGCCCAUCAAAGACUCCUGUCCGACCCCGUGCCCCUCGCCAAUCCAUCCACUGAGAGCUGAUCGCUGAUGAGCACCUCGAUAAGUUAUAUAUACAUAGAAACUGAUACUUACAUGGUAUCUAUGUGUUUUUAGCUUUUACUUUUCACUAUGUCUGGUUCAGAUGUUAAGCUUGUAGAGUACGACCAUUUUCGAGGCUUAAUUAUGCUGCAGUGCUGCACAUUACGUUGCGUCGAGCUUAGUAGCCAGUAGUUCCCCACACUACUACUAUACUUUUCCCCAUGCUUCUCACUUGGAAGUUUUAACGAUUCUCGUUUCCCAAA